UUUUUAUUUUUGUUUGAUUUGGCCAUCUGGACUAAAAAUGAAUUAAAUUUGCUUCAACAAAAGCAUGUCAUAAAAGGGUUAAUAAAAGCCAAGAAUGUGUUGACUGUGCGAAUGUUCUUGUUUGAAUGGUCUUCCAGUUAGUUACAUAAAGUGCUAAUUGUUUUUAUAGUAAGUCCUGUCUGGGUUUGAACAUAGAAGCCAGAUUACGGUAAGGAUUUCAGCCCAACAGGAUUACCUCUAGAUUUAAGGACCUUAUUUAGUUCCAAGCAAUGAAAAUCAGCCAUAAGCUUGUCUGUUGGGCUGAUAUAUAAAGGCAGCAAGUGACACAGGAACCACUCUGGAGAAAAACUGCAACCUGAACUUUGGUUUUAAGCACUUUGAAUAGAAACAGACACAGGAUGGAAUCCUCCAAACUCGCCCUGCUGCUGGUCAUUUUGUACUGUGUGGAGCGCGGUCUGUGCGGCUCCUGUGUUGUUGACAGCUUCUCAGUCAAGGAAGACUUUGACCCUAAGAGGUAUGCAGGAAAGUGGUACGCUCUGCAGAAGAAGGACCCAGAGGGGCUGUUCCUGCAGGACAACAUCUCGGCUGAGUACACCAUCGAUGAUGAUGGCUCCAUGACUGCCUCCUCUAAGGGACGUGUCACUCUGUUUGGCUUCUGGGUUGUGUGCGCUGACAUGGCCGCUCAGUACUCUGUUCCCGACCCCGGCACUCCUGGAAAAAUGUUCAUGAACUACCAGGGUCUGGCCAGCUAUCUCUCCAGUGGAGGUGACAACUACUGGGUGAUUGACACCGACUAUGACAACUAUGCCAUCACCUACGCCUGCCGCACCCAAAAGGAGGAUGGCAGCUGUGAGGACGGUUACGCCCUCGUCUUCUCCAGGAACCCCCGAGGCCUCCCUCCCGCCAUCCAGCGCGUGGUCCGUCAGAAGCAGGAUGACAUCUGCAUGGCCGGGCAGUUCCAGCCCGUGCUGCAGUCUGGAGCCUGCUAACGAGAAAAAGGAGAGGGAACCAAAAAGUGGAAGUGUGUGCCUGAAAGCUACAGCAUGGGUGACUUUGUAAUGUGAAGGAGAGAGUGAAUGUGAAAGUGACAGAAAACAAACUUGGAGUCGAGAUGGUGCAAACACAAGAUGGAAAUUAGUAAAGUAAACAAAAACCAAAUUAUUGCAAUACCAUCUAAAUGGAUUUUUUUUUCCUGACUCAAAAAUCCUCUUGUUUUAUUCAGAUAUCUCUCAAAGGAAAUUGUUGCUGUUGCAUUGGAACUUUGAUUGAAUGUGAAAAGUUGAAAUAAAGUUGUUUUUUUCUAAACAAA
Oryzias melastigma (Indian medaka) is the source of this 1309-nucleotide messenger RNA. It is a transcript of the gene rbp4l, whose product is annotated as retinol binding protein 4, like. Gene Ontology annotation, molecular function: retinol transmembrane transporter activity; retinoid binding. The transcript has 5 exons. The record is from RefSeq and is a predicted model, not a curated record. The coding region runs from base 399 to 989 and encodes 196 amino acids. NCBI's taxonomy places the organism in Eukaryota, Metazoa, Chordata, Actinopteri, Beloniformes, Adrianichthyidae.